AUGCACGCUGCCUUGGCUGAGAGGGAAGGCCUGCUGGAGGCUGCUGCAGCGGAGGAGCCUCGGGACACGGAGGAGCAUGGGGGAGUGGAGGAGCUUGUGGAAGUGGAGGAGCAUAUUGAAAAGGUGGAGCAUGGGGGAAUGGAGGAGGAUAAGGGUAUUGGGGGUGCAGAUGUGGAGGAACAUGGGGAAAUGGAGGUGGGUAAUGUAAAUGAGGAGCUUGCUGGAGAGGAGGAGCUGGUCCAUAUUGUGAAGGGAAAGUGGGAGGUGGUGGAUGAGGCACAGGUUGGCUGGGUCCUGCAACAUUUCGCUGGCGGGGGAAAGCUUCUCCCUCACGAUUCUCAGGCUCUUCAAAAGUCAUCUCCUGAGCAUGUGGUUCAGGGGCAGCAGGGAGAGUGCUCACUGAAGGCAGAGGCUCCUUGGCCUGGUGCAGCUGUUUUGGAAGAACAGUGCCCUGCAGAAGCAUGUCCCUGUCCUUCCUCUUGUCCCUCCUGA
Messenger RNA from Knipowitschia caucasica, 492 nucleotides. NCBI's taxonomy places the organism in Eukaryota, Metazoa, Chordata, Actinopteri, Gobiiformes, Gobiidae. The record is from the annotation of a GenBank genome assembly.